AUGGGUAUCAAACACCUUUACCAGGUCAUUUCGGAGAAUGCUCCAGAUGCGAUCAAGACUGGCGAGAUAAAAAAUCACUUCGGCCGUAAGGUCGCAAUUGAUGCAUCCAUGAGUAUAUAUAGUUUUCUCAUCGCUGUGCGCUCGGAAGGCCAGCAGCUGAUGAGCGAUACUGGCGAGACAACAUCCCAUUUGAUGGGCAUGUUCUACCGGACCCUACGAAUGGUUGACAAUGGUAUCAAGCCUCUUUACGUUUUUGACGGCGCCCCACCCAAAUUGAAGUCUGGAGAGCUUGCAAAGCGUGGUGCACGCAAAGCAGAAGCUCAUGAGGCUCACGAGGAAGCCAAGGAAACCGGUACUGCUGAGGAUAUCGAGAAAUUCUCUAGGCGUACCGUGAGGGUCACUCGCGAGCAUAAUGCUGAGUGCAAGAAGCUCUUGAAGCUAAUGGGUAUCCCUUACAUCGAUGCGCCCACCGAGGCCGAGGCCCAAUGUGCUGUUUUGGCGCGCGCAGGCAAAGUCUAUGCGGCUGCCUCUGAGGACAUGGAUACCUUAUGCUUCGAGUCUCCCAUUUUGUUGAGACACCUUACAUUUAGCGAGCAACGCAAGGAACCUAUUCAAGAGAUUCAUUUAAGUCGGGCACUGGAAGGUCUCAACAUGGAUCGCAACCAGUUUAUCGAUCUUUGCAUUCUCCUUGGCUGCGAUUAUCUCGAGCCCAUUCCUAAAGUCGGACCCCAGACCGCGCUUACACUGAUUCGCGAGCAUGGAAGUCUAGAGAAAGUGCUAGAGUUUAUGGGAAAUGAUUCAAAGAAGAAAUACGUUGUCCCCGAAGAUUGGCCGUAUCAAGACGCACGCGACCUUUUUAUUGCGCCAGAUGUACACCCUGCAGACCAUCCAGACUGCGACUUCAAGUGGGAAGCUCCAAAUGUGGAUGGCUUAAUUGAAUACUUAGUCACCGACAAGGGGUUUAAUGAGGACCGUAUACGCAACGGUGCUGCCCGAUUAACAAAGAAUCUCAAAAGUGCCCAGCAAUCCCGACUAGAAGGGUUCUUCAAGCCCAAGGCGCGUACGGAUGAUGAAAAGGCCAAUCUCAAGCGAAAACAUGAGGAGAAACUUCAGGAGCAAAAAAAGCGGAAGAAGGAUGAAGCUAAGGCGAAAAAAGAUGCGAAGGCUAAGCCGCGUGGUGCGGGCUAG
Messenger RNA from Penicillium angulare, 1188 nucleotides. RefSeq names its product multifunctional nuclease RAD27 (gene fen1). Bases 1 to 1188 code for a protein of 395 amino acids. Gene Ontology annotation, molecular function: 5'-3' exonuclease activity; 5'-flap endonuclease activity; DNA binding. The transcript is spliced from 5 exons. The record is from RefSeq and is a predicted model, not a curated record. Lineage: Eukaryota; Fungi; Ascomycota; Eurotiomycetes; Eurotiales; Aspergillaceae. Gene Ontology annotation, cellular component: nucleus; cytoplasm.